AUGGAUCAGUUUUACGAUGUUUUUAAAUUCUAUGCUGGGCAAUUUGCCAACAUUCCUAUGUUUCCAGUGCUACAAUGUGCUCAUUACACAAUUAUGUGCUUGAAACUGCGAAUGGAGGCUGGUAAGUGCAAAUAUACACACUUCGAAGUACUAGCUAUUGUACAGUGUAUUGUAAUAUUUUACAAAUUGAGUUUACUUGGAUUAUAAGUGCAUGCCCUACUUUGGCAGCAAUGUGACCAGGAAUUUCUUAAAUGGCAAAUUUGUUAAUGCUACGUUCCCUUCACAUACUUAUCAAACCAAUGGGAUGGAAAUAAAAUGGGCCAAAUGUUUUGCAGCUGUACCGGUCAUGUGACCAUAAUUAUACAUGGACAAAACGUUUUCAACCCUGAGGGAAUUGUUACUUGCAGUCAUUCAACACUGUGUUUGGCCUACAUUUUAAAAGCAUUUGUAGAAUAUUAAAUAUUCUAAAAAAUGUUUAAUAUUUAACUUUUUGAAAAAAAAAAUGUUAAUGGCACAGUCAAUUUCAAGUAUACCCAACCUCCUUCACUCCCUCUCGCUGCCUCUGGGCAAUAAACUCAAGAUCAGAGUUAACAUCCUUUUUGACAGACCUAACAAAUCUGACUUAAAAACAGAGGCCCAGGAGAGAGGACUGGGGAUGAAUCAGGAUUUUGUAUUUAAUUAGUGGAAGAGAAAGGGCAUUGUACUUGGCUCCAUUCAACCAUCUGUUAUGUGGUUUCGUUGUAUAAUAGAGUUCUUUUUAAGUUUUUUCCAAGGAGGUGUUGUUACCUGUUCUAAUUGGGAUGGAGGAAAAUUGUAACUUUACAUCAUAUUGAGAUGUCUGAAAUUAUUCAUUGGCGUUUUUCUCUUAGCCUGAGGAAAAGCCAUCUCCACCACUGAUUUCCCUGUAAAGUGAUGCAUGCAAAAUUUCCAUCCCUGAUGACAUGUCACUACCCAGAUCUUGGGUAGUGCUUCUGUAAAGGAAAUCAGUAUAGAAUUUCUGCACUAGCUCCUCAGACCUAAUUUCACGGGGAAAUUUAUGGUAGCAUUGCAAAAUUUUGGCCGUCUCCUCAAGCUAUUUUUCUCUAAGAUUUGUGACCUUGACUUUUGUAGGUUCAUUGUCAUUUGCCUACACCCAUCCAAUGUCUUGCUGGGUUUCAAGCAUCCUCACCUGUUUUGCUGGGACAAUUAUGGCAAACUUUUUGCUAGGAAAUGCUCUCAUUUUACCAUUGUUAGACAUGCAACAGAUUGCUAUUUUGACUGUUAUCUGGUAAGUGAUAGUGAGUUGUAGCUACAACCAUUAAAUUAGUGAUCUAAUAACCUAAAAGUAAGUGGAGGCUCUGUAAAUGGACAGCUGUAUUUAUGGCCGUCUUCAUAAAACCUUGUUUUUCUCAACUCCCAUACAAACUCUGUGACCGUAUUUUUUACAUUCCCGUAAGCGGCCAGCUCCAGUUACAGACACCUUUCUCACGUCCCGAGCAUGUCUGCUCAUGAGAGGUUCCACUGUAUUUUCCUCUGUGAAAGAUAUCUUGAGGAAGAAUGAGCAAAACAAUGCAAGAGUCCAUGAAAUUACCUGCGCCAUAUACACUGUCGUGGUUUCUAUACACAUCUUAUACAUAAUAUAUGCUGGGCACCCUUUUCAUAUGCUUAGAACUUUUGGGCUUCUUGUGUUACUCUCUGUUUCCCCACCUUCCCCAGCCAAAAAAGGGACUGAGUAUUAAUAGCUUUGUCAGAAAGUUUUGAAUUAGACGGCUGAGUUGUCAAAGUGAGUGGCCAGUCCAGGGAUAUUUUAUUUAAAAAAUGCCAUCUGUAAAGAAAGGCCAAGCAGAGUAGCUGGCCAAUACUAACCUGAAGUAGCCGGCGAUUUUCGCUGACAGCUGGCUACUUUUGACAAACACUGGUAUUAAACAUCCCUAUCUCUCUUAACUGAUUUUUAUUGAAAUUUCCAUAAUGAAUGCACACAUGACCGGAGGAAACAAGACUUGUGUCCCAGUAGAUAUCAUUCAACCCCUUCCAUACCAACCUAAACCAUGAAAGGUUGUCCACACCACUAGGGUCUAGGUCCACUACUCUUCACGAACAGCAGUGUGGAUUCUUUCACAUCCCACUAGAAUCAAAUCAGAUAAGGAACUGAGAGACAGGGCCUUGUGUCACUUGCCAUUAUCCAUUUUUUGUAGUAUUGAUUAAACCGUUUUGUUUUCACCAAAAUAAAACUUGUCCUAUUUCUUUUACAGGUAUCUUGUAUUCUUUUGUCCACUGGAUUUGUUUACAAAGAUUUUUAUGCUCAAGCCAUUUUGGGUAUGCAUUGUUCAUUCUAGAGGUUUAUUUUUUUCUACUUACAACUAUAAUAUGUCAAGGGCAGAGGUGACCUUACCUUGGUUCUACAAAGUGGCCUUGAGACUGAGAUUUAUCAGUAACUGGUUUUCAUUAAAAUAUACUGUUAAAUAAUGUUUUUUAGAUUGCUCUUCUUGUUUUGAAAGAAGCCCAUAGAGCUAAAAAUGUUCUAAAGGGGGUUGAAAUGGCUUCCCUAGCCUACCCAGAUGCGUGGCUUGUCAUGAUCGCCAUAGGAACUGCUAAAGGUAUGAUUAUAAUAAUUAAUGAUUAUUGCCACCAAUGCAGAAGGAAUGCUCUCUUUUAAUGUAUUCAAGCAUGUGAUCAAACCAUUUUUAAGGGUCGGACAAGAUACAACCUAAAUACCUUGACACCUUAUAUCUAUAUUUUUCUAUUAGCACGCCUGUAUACUUAAAAUUCACGUCUUUUUUCUUUAUUUUUAAAUGCCACCUAGUAUUCAAAUUGCCUGUGGCGGAAAAUCUCUAUUCCUCAUAAGCUCUGCUUCGCGGAGAUUUCCCCGCCACAGUCACUGAUCCUUCCGAGUUGUAUGUUCAUUUUAAAUUUAAUAUUAAUUAACUGUUUAUUAUCUUUUCUAUUCUACUUGUAAUUUAUUCUGUGUGGCAAGAUAAUAAAAUAAAAUAAAAUUGGAGGAGACAAUUGGUUAAAUGGAUCUGAAAAUCAAGGGCAAGUAUCAUAAAUCCUCCCCACGUGGGGGAGGAAAGAUUGCGUGACGAACCCCUUAGAACGUUUGCGUGGGAGGCUAUCCUUGUAACCCAUGUAAAUCUUCUUCUUUGUUUUCCAUUUCAGCUGUCUUACAACCUUGUUUCAAAGCCUUGUUUCUUGUUGAAUUUUAUCCUAACACUGGUCCUAUGUUGAAUAUUUGUCCGUAAAAAAAGACAAAAGUCCUCGACCUUCAUCUGAUGAAUCUGGACAUCACUUCAAACAGGUUCCGUUUUAACUUGGAUGUUUACUUCGUGAAAUAGGUAGUAACAUUCAAUAAACAAACAGUGAUGACUCUGUAACUACAUCUAGAGGUAUGGUGGGUUAGUGGUUAGUGCUUUGGACUCUGGAUCAAGAGGUCCAUGUUUGAGGAGGAGGUCAUUGUGUUGUGUUCUUGGGCAAGACAUUUUACUCUCUUAGCACAGUUGGUCAUUGGGCAGCCUUUUGUGUGAGAAGUUUUGAGUACAAUUCCCAGGUGCAACUUCCAAAAUCAUUGUUUUUACUUCUUUCCUUUCCGUGUAGCUUUAUGUAACUUUAAAUACCUGUAACACUGAGCACUGAUGGAGAGAGCAUGGGGAAUUUAUUGCAAGUGAACGGCUCGGGAGCAUACAAUCCUAAUCUCCAGGUUGCUAUCAUGCAUGCAUGGCAUGUAUGUAGCCAGGAUAUUGAACUGUCUAUCACUUGUUAUCUGGUGACCUGCUUUUCCACAUUCUGUUGGGUGAAACUUACGUAAAGCAAAGCUAUUUUAGGCAAACUGCUGUUAAGAACGCCUGAUAUUUUCUCACAUUAGCUGUGGGCUUUAUAUUUCAGCGUCACUAAAUUGGCCAUAUUAGGCAGCAUCCUUGUCAUUAUGGUGCGUAAACGCAUGUUGGAUUUCUCUACACCUGAAGUUCUUCUUCUUGUUGCUUGUGUUGGUUCAGUUCUUCAAGUCAUCAUGUUCUUGAGCAACACAAGCGAUCCAUUCACGCAUCUGGAAAAAGCUGUUGCUGCUGUCCUCUUUCGAGAACCAACUGAAAAGGCUAACACAUCGGACAGCAAGAAGAAAAAGGAAUAG
Porites evermanni is the source of this 4102-nucleotide messenger RNA. The record is from the annotation of a GenBank genome assembly. NCBI's taxonomy places the organism in Eukaryota, Metazoa, Cnidaria, Anthozoa, Scleractinia, Poritidae.